AUGAUGAUUAAAAAGAAUUUUUGUUCAUUUUUUUCACUUUUCGCACAAAAAAACAGGUUUAUUAAUGCUCGACGACGUAUUGUUCAACCAAUGAUUGAUCAAUCAAAUCGAGCAGGACCACAUGGUUAUCCUCCCGAUGCAGCAGGAUGUUUACCUUAUAUGGAUAACCAACAUUUUGCUGCUUAUGGACGACCAGGCUUUCAUCCAUCAUCACUUCGUCCUGAAGAAUUCUAUGCAGCAGCUGCAGCCGCUGCAGUUGGAAAUAAUGUUUCCGUCGGUGAUUUAGAUUGUCAUUUACCUUCUGGAGGACGUUCAAAUCUUCCUGGUGGCGGAGGAGGUGGAGUAGGAGGAUAUAUGUCAAAUUAUCCAGAUUCUGAUUUUCCCAAUUCAAAUAAUUAUCAACGUAGUAAUAGUGUUGGCGGUGGAUUAUUCCCUAAUCCUGGAAAUGCUACCGCUGCCGGUGGUGGGGGUGGUGCUGGUGCUGGUGGUCCUUAUCCACCUCUGCUAGCCGGUGGUCAUCUCCCUUAUACUCCUUACUCAGCACCUUCACCAACUCCAUCAUCGAAUACUCCGAAUAAUAAUUUGCCUGGAAGACAUUCUAGUCAAUUUCCAGGACAAUUUGGUCUAUUUCAAAAUAGUAACAAUAUUUCCGAUAAUAAUAUUAACAAUAAUAAUAGUAAUUAUUCAACAAACGAAUCCAAACUACGUACUUCUGCUGAUGUGGACAGUAUGCAAAAGGCAACAUUGGCUGUUGCUCAAUAUGCAGCAGCACUUGCCCUACAACAACAACAACAACAAAAUUUAAAACGUAACUAUCCUAUAACUACUACUACUACUAAUUUAAGUAACAAUUCUUCAUUGUCCAUUUCAACGACUGAUUAUCAUUCAUCAAAUUAUAGAGGAAUGACUAAUGGACAUUCAACAACGACAUCAGCAACAUCAACAACAACACCAUUAUCUCCAAUACAUAAUGAUAAUUCUUUGCUGAAUGGAUCAAUUAAUCCAAUGAACAACAUUCCACCGGCACAUUUACAACAUACUACAGCCGACUCACCGACAUCUUCAUCUUCCCCAUCAUUUCCAAUAUCGAACAGGCAUGCAAAUUUAAAUUUAUCUAAUUAUAAUCAUCACGUAACUGGUCAUCAUCAUCACCAUCAUCAGCAGCUGCAUCAUCAUUCACAGCAACAACAACAUCAUCCGCAUCAACAACAUCAUACUGCUGGUGGAUUUCUACCGUCUGUCGGUGGACAAGACACUCUAACCCAACCAUCAUUACAAGAUAUUCAUGCCGGUUAAUAGAAAGGUUGGUAUAUACAUGAUAAUACAACUCUACGAAUCAGGAAAUAAUCACUUAUACUGUUUGUUUGUUUUUUUUAACCGCCCCCACCCUCCCCCAAAUACCACUACCACCCCCACCCUCCCCGGUGGAUUGAUAAUAUUCAUCGAAGUGAAAUUCAAAACGAAAAACAAACUAAACCAAAACAAACUCAUAACACAGUGAUAAAUGUUUGUUUUUCUAUCUUUCUGACUCAUUAAUUCAAAACACUAUGCAUAGAGUUCAUUUGAUUUGAUCUGAUUUGAUUUCAUCUCACUUUUCUCUCUUACUCUCUCUUUGUGUAUACUUAUGAAAUACACUAACUUGUCAAUCAAUCAAUCAAUCACUCAAUCAACUGGUUAAAACAAGACUUAUUAUGAUAUAUAGUUUGUAACUUAUUGGUGUAUGUACAUUAUAAUUACUAUUACUAUUACAAUUAUUAUUAUUACUAUUAUUAUUAUGAUUAUGACGAUGAUCAAUUGCUUUCAUUUUGCUAGGUUUCUUUGACAAACUAAUAUUACAUACAAAAGGUUAUCUUUUCUGGUUUCUCAUUCUCCCUCCCUCUCUCUCUCUUCCUCUCUUCAUGUGUGUGCGUGGGCGUGUGUGUGUGUGUGUGUGUGCAUGUUUGGUUAGGCAGCUCACUUGAUCUAUUCUUAAUUUACCUAAUCAGUUUCAUUUCUGAUGAAAGAAUGUUCCCUAAUAACAACAUUGACAACAUUUUCAAACGCACAUCAAUGGUGUAUAGUUUCCCUCCACAAUCACCUACUUUUUUCUUCUUCUGACGA
Molecule: messenger RNA, 2100 nt
Organism: Schistosoma turkestanicum
Lineage: Eukaryota; Metazoa; Platyhelminthes; Trematoda; Strigeidida; Schistosomatidae
Source: the annotation of a GenBank genome assembly